AUGGAUAGAUACAAGUUGUGGUACUCUGGGAGUGAGAAACAUCAGGAUGGAGUGGGCAUCUUAGUGGACGAAGAAGAGCUGAGAGGGAAGGGGGAUAGUGCCUUCUGUAGGAACUAUAAAGUCAUCCCAGGUGAGCAUCUUUCAACGCAGCAUAGGCAUCUGGUGAUGGACAUGAUUAUUAAGAAGAGCAAGAAGAGAAGGUUCGAGGAGGGUCAUCCUAGAAUUAAGUGGAGAGGCUUGACGCCUGUUACUGCGCUGGACAUAGGGGUAAAAGUGGCGAAAAUAGGGGUGUGGAAGUGCAGGGGAGAUGUGGAUGUUGCAUGGGAUAGGGCUGCCAGCUGCAUCAUGGAUACUGCUAGAGAAGUGUUGGGUGUUUCGAGGGGUCGGGCAGGACAGCAUAAGGAGAACUGGUGGUGGAAUGAAGAAGUUAAAAAGAAAGUGAAGAGUAAGAAGAAGGCGUAUGUUAAGUAUUUUGAGAGUAAAGAUGAAUAUGAGAAACAAAUGAAUAGGGAAGUGUACAAUGAAGCAAGGAAGGAGGCUAAGUUAGCAGUUAUGGCUGCUAAGACAACAAUGUUUGAAAGCCUAUAUGCGGGGUUAGGGGAGAAAGACCGGGAAAAGAGACUGUAUAGGCUGGCUAAAGCUAGGGAGCAAAAGGGUCGUGACCUCAAUCAAGUGAAGUGUAUUAGGGGGGAUGGGAGAGUUUUGGUAGAGGACGUCCAGAUUAAUAAGAGUUGA
Molecule: messenger RNA, 735 nt
Organism: Capsicum annuum
Lineage: Eukaryota; Viridiplantae; Streptophyta; Magnoliopsida; Solanales; Solanaceae
Exons: 2
Coding region: 1-735 (244 amino acids)
Source: RefSeq, a predicted model, not a curated record